CUUUUUCUUAGAGUCAUUUUUAUUCAACAACUGAGUCUGGCCUAAAAUUCGGAGCCGGCUGAUAUAUCCUUGUUUACCUCUUGUCCUCGUCUACUCAUCUUCCUUCCUGUAUUUCUGUCUCUGACGCACUCUACGACGAUAAUCAUGAGCAAACUCAACGCCGGUGCCUUCGAAUUCGUUCCAGGAAGGGCCUUUGGUGUCCCACCGCCUGUACAGCAGCCGCCCCCACCUCCGCCAGUGGAGCGCCCAGAGCAGCUCGAAGCGCCGCGUCCACCGCCCACCAUAUCUUUAAAUAUUGGCGGAUCUAGACCUUCUCCUUCCCCUUCUCCUUCCCCAGCACCGACAGCUGCGAAACGAACCCAAGAGAAGCCCAAAGAAACACCACCACAGACACCAAAGCCCAAAAACGACCCUCCUCCUCCAUCCAAGACGUUCACCCUCGAAAAGGCCAAGACUGACACCAAUGCCAUAGCCCAGGAGGUGAAGGCCGUCGCCGAUCAGACUGUCCUUGAUGAUCUAUACGGCUCAGUUAAAGAGCAUCUAAACAUCGUUUUCAUUGGACAUGUCGAUGCUGGUAAGAGUACUAUGGGUGGAAAUCUCUUGUUCAUGACCGGCAUGGUCGACAAGCGGACGAUGGAGAAAUAUGAGAGGGAAGCGAAGGAUGCUGGUCGAGAAACGUGGUAUCUCAGCUGGGCUCUCGAUUCCACGCCUCAGGAGCGUGCUAAAGGAAAGACCGUCGAAGUUGGCCGUGCAUACUUCGAGACGGAGAUCCGUCGAUACACCAUUCUUGAUGCACCAGGCCACAAGACCUUCGUACCAUCUAUGAUUUCCGGCGCUGCCCAAGCUGAUAUCGCUAUUUUGGUAAUAUCCGCCCGAAAGGGAGAAUUCGAGACUGGUUUUGAGAAAGGAGGACAGACGAGAGAGCACAUCAUGUUGGUCAAGACUGUCGGUGUGACGAAGCUUGUUAUUGCCAUCAAUAAAAUGGACGACACGACAGUCCAAUGGGACAAAGGGAGGUUCGAUGAAAUUAAGGACAAACUGACGCCUUUUGUCAGGGCGGCAGGCUUUAAUCCGAAGACCGACAUAACUUUCAUUCCCGUUUCCGCAUACACCGGUGUCAAUCUCAAGGAUCCUGUGCCCAAGAGUACGUGCCCUUGGUGGACAGGACCGUCCUUCAUACAAUACCUAGAUAACAUGCCCAUGGUUGACCGCAAGAUUAACGCCCCCCUUAUGAUGCCCAUCUCUGAAAAAUACAAAGAGCUUGGAACCGUCGUCGUCGGAAAAGUCGAAUCAGGUCACAUCCGCAAGGGAGAUACCCUAACCCUCAUGCCUAACAAAGACGUCGUCGAAGUUUCAGCCAUCUACAACGAAAUGGAAGACGAAGUAAACUCUGCUUUCUGCGGUGACAACGUCCGCAUCCGUCUGCGCGGUGUCGAUGACGAAGAUAUUUCUCCCGGAUUCGUGCUCACAAGUCCGCAGAAACCCAUCCACGCAGUUAGGCAGUUUGAGGCACAAUUGGCGAUUCUAGAGCACAAGAGUAUCAUUUGCGCUGGAUAUUCGGCUGUCAUGCACAUUCACACUUUGGCAGAAGAAGUUGUGUUAACUCAACUGUUGCACUAUUUCGACAAAAGCACAGGUCGCAAGUCUAAAAAGCCGCCACAAUUUGCCAAGAGAGGCCAGAAAAUCGUAGCUCUGAUAGAAACGACACUACCAGUCUGUGUAGAACGGUUCGUAGAUUACCCUCAGCUUGGGCGAUUCACACUCCGAGAUGAAGGGAGGACCAUCGCUAUCGGGAAGAUUACCAAGCUAGUAGAAGGACCCGUCGAAGAAGUGACAGAAGGCGUAUCAAGUCUUACUGUUACUUAAAGAAGUUAUAUAAAAUGUGUCCAUAGUCUCCUGUAUUGAAAUAUGUAGCAGAAUUGGCCUCCACGGUGAAAUGGCCGCCAUGCCUCAAGUGCUAGAAGUGCUAUCAUCGACAC
This is a messenger RNA of Desarmillaria tabescens, 1979 nucleotides long. RefSeq names its product eukaryotic polypeptide chain release factor 3. The transcript has 7 exons. The coding region runs from base 145 to 1866 and encodes 573 amino acids. Gene Ontology annotation, molecular function: GTPase activity; translation release factor activity; GTP binding. The record is from RefSeq and is a predicted model, not a curated record. Gene Ontology annotation, cellular component: translation release factor complex. Gene Ontology annotation, biological process: translational termination; nuclear-transcribed mRNA catabolic process, deadenylation-dependent decay; translation. Lineage: Eukaryota; Fungi; Basidiomycota; Agaricomycetes; Agaricales; Physalacriaceae.